CAAGGACCUCGUUGCGAGGGUCUGGAUCACGCAUCCACGAGAUUCGACCCCCACCGGCUAUUCACGCGGUGUACACUCCGGUUCCAGAAAAACGCUGGGAUGUGAGUUUUUUAGUGCUCAUUGGUAUUUUGGUGAAAGGAAUAUUUGCAGGAGCAGAAGGGGCUCUGUGACAACCAGACAAAGCCCGAACAUUUUAUUCACUCUUUUUCUUAUACUACCAGCUCCACUUCAGGAGGGGUUAUUAUAGCAUAAAAAUGGAUGGUGUCAUUGUCAGAAGGGUUAUCCCCUCAGACAACAGUUGUCUAUUUAAUGCUGUUGGAUAUGUCAUGGAUCAUGAUAAGCACAAGGCUUCAGAAUUGAGACAGGUUAUAGCGGCAACAGUAGCAAGUGAUCCUACAAGAUAUACUGGGGCAUUUCUUGGAAAACCUAAUGAAGAGUAUUGUGCAUGGAUCCUUGAUCCUGAAAAGUGGGGAGGAGCCAUUGAGCUUUCAAUACUAGCAGAUUAUUAUGGACGUGAAAUUGCAGCGUAUGACAUUCAAACAGCUCGUUGUGAUCUAUAUGGUCAGGGAAAGAACUAUAUGGAAAGGGUUAUGCUAAUUUACGAUGGCUUGCACUACGAUGCCUUAGUUAUGUCUCCCUCUAAUGAUGCUCCAGAAGACUUUGAUCAAACUAUUUUCCUUACACAAAAUGGGACCAUUGCUGCUGUUGAAUCACAGGUUCUGAAUCUUGUCAGGGAUGCACAGCGGAAGCGGAGUUACACCGACACGGCAAAUUUCACCCUGCGUUGUGGAGUUUGUCAGAUGGGUCUUAUUGGUCAGAAGGAGGCUGUGGAGCAUGCAAAAGCAACAGGCCAUAUUAAUUUUCAGGAGUACCGCUAGGAUGGUUAUCCCCUGAAUGAAUGGUAUUUUGGUCUGUUUGGGAGAAAAAGAAUGCUGUAUUAACUGAUUCAUUUGUAUAAUAUGUGAUCACUUUUUUUACCAUAUUCCUAGAGCUCUUUCAUAAUGGGUAUAGGUUUAUCUGAAAUUUAUACCGCCUGUGUUGUUGUAUCCAUAAUUCCCAUAUAAGUAAUGGGGCAUUAAUUGUGAAUUUCGGGAAAAUUGUAACAUGGUGAAGCAUAUUGUGUGUAUAAAGGUACGUAAUAGUGCUCAACAGUUUCUGUGUGUACAUGGCAGGCCCCAUUUAUUUGGCAGUUGCAAUUGCUAAUGUUUGAAAGAGUUCUUGUUAA
Messenger RNA from Amborella trichopoda, 1225 nucleotides. Its product is annotated as OTU-like cysteine protease family protein. The record is from RefSeq and is a predicted model, not a curated record. Gene Ontology annotation, biological process: ERAD pathway; protein deubiquitination; endoplasmic reticulum unfolded protein response. Lineage: Eukaryota; Viridiplantae; Streptophyta; Magnoliopsida; Amborellales; Amborellaceae. Gene Ontology annotation, cellular component: cytosol; nucleus. Gene Ontology annotation, molecular function: cysteine-type deubiquitinase activity.